UGCAGUGUCUUCUGAUCAAUUAAACAUCUUCCCGCAACUGUUGGCAGACAAUCAACUCCAGCCUCAGGGGAGAAGAUGUCCCUGAAAGCCGCAACCAGCAACAUCACCAACAAAAACGAUCCCAAGUCCUUGAAUUCUCGAGUCUUUAUUGGUAACCUGAACACAGCAGUGGUAAAGAAGAGUGAUGUGGAAUCCAUCUUCUCAAAAUACGGCCGGGUGGUGGGAUGUUCGGUGCACAAAGGAUAUGCUUUUGUACAGUAUCUGAAUGAGAGGCAUGCAAGGGGAGCUGUUCUUGGGGAAAAUGGACGAGUAUUGGCUGGACAGACAUUGUAUAUCAACAUGGCUGGAGAACCAAAGCCGCACAGACCCAAAGGUUUGAAGAGAGCCACAGCUGCACUAUACAGCGGCUAUGAUUUUGACAUUGAUUACUACAGAAAUGAUUUCUAUGAGAGGCUGUUUGAAUAUCGAGGAAGAGUGUCACCGGCUCCUCGAGCAGUUCCUGUAAAGCGUCCACGUGUGACAGUCCCUCUUGUACGAAGGGUAAAGUCAGCUCUACCGGUCAAGCUACUCGCAAGAUCAGCAGCCAUCACAGGGAGUGCAGCCAAGUUAAGAUUAAGAAGCAAUGAGAUUCAGACCAUUAAGUCAGAGCUCACACAGAUCAAGACAAACAUUGAUGCUCUGCUGGGAAGGUUGGAGCAGAUCACAGACGAACAGAAGUCAUGUGCAGCCAUUACAUCAAGAAAGAAGUCUGACUGCAGCCGAAGUGAAUUCUCCCAGGACGACAGCACAUCAGAAGCCGGAGAUACAGCCACAGAUGAACCCCUAAAUGGAGACGAUGGAGAAGAUCUUGCACAGGAUGACUGCACGGAUGAUCUGGUAUGAAAUCUUCAUCACAGAGUGAUGUCUAGAGGGAUAUACCCUAUGGAUCUGUAAAAGGACUAUAAACUUGAAGGUUGCAAUUUGCCUCCACAGGACACCAGAGCGUCAAUUUUGCAGAUUUAAAAAUCACAAAUCAUUAUUUAUCAUUUUAUAA
Molecule: messenger RNA, 1033 nt
Organism: Nanorana parkeri
Lineage: Eukaryota; Metazoa; Chordata; Amphibia; Anura; Dicroglossidae
Gene: RALY
Product: RALY heterogeneous nuclear ribonucleoprotein
Exons: 8
Coding region: 76-882 (268 amino acids)
Cellular component (GO): nucleus
Molecular function (GO): RNA binding
Source: RefSeq, a predicted model, not a curated record